AUGGGCUUCAAAAUAACGCGCUCACAGCGUUUGUCCGCAGUGAUUGGGAUUUCCUCGGUUUUCUUCGUGGCGGAGAUUUCCAGUAAAGACGCCUUGUUGUUCUUCUUCCUCCCUUUCCUGCGUUUUCUGGUGUUUGCGCCUUGUUGUCUCAGGAUCGUCGGAUUUUAUACGCAUUCUUUGGCUUUGAUCGCUGAUGCCUUCCACUACUUGAAUGAUCUGAUCGGCUUUAUAGUGGCAUUGGUGGCUCUCAGGGUAGGAUACCUGGACUCUUCCCAAAGACUACACAAACGACUAACGGACGAUGCGCCCAAAUCCUUGUCCUUCGGAUGGCAGCGAGCCCAGCUACUCGGCGCUUUCUUUAACGGUGCGCUUCUUUUCGCCCUGGGGAUCAGCGUGUUCCUACAAUCGAUAGAGCGAUUCAUUUCAAUGCAGUAUGUGGAGAAUCCCAAGCUUAUGUUCAUCAUGGGCGCUGUGGGAUUGGGUCUGAAUCUGAUCAGUGCAAUCUUCCUGCAUGGUGCGUCUGGUCUCCGAUGGGCAGAACAUGACCACGGACACGGUCAUCAUGAGCAUUCGGCAGGACCGUUGUCCCCGAUUCCACAUAGCAGUUAUGAGUCAGAUAUCUCCGAGCAUCAUAAUCACAAACACCAAAUGCAUGGCACGCAACCGACCUCCCUGGGACAUGAUUUGGGUAUGCUAGGUGUUUUGCUCCACGUGGUCAGCGAUGCGGCCAAUAACCUAGGGGUCAUGGCUGCGGCCUUGGUGAUCUGGCUGGCACAUUAUGAGGGCAGGCACAAGUAUGGGGAUCGCCAUGAUGAUUAUGCUGUCUUCACUUCCUCUCGGUAUCUUGAUCUCGUCUUGGAUUGCGUGGUGACUCAGCUGAGACUGUGUAUAGUGCGACGAUCUGGCCUGAUUCUGUUGGAGAGCGCUCCAAACGGGUUGGAUCCGGCGGACGUUAAACAUGAUCUGGAAAAGGCACGUACUAAUGCUUCGGGAGCAACAUCCAGAGAAGCCAUCCUUGUACCUGGUGUUUUAGCCAUCCAUGAGCUUCACAUCUGGCGUCUGAAUCAGAACAAGACUCUAGCAUCGGUCCACGUCGUAGUCUCCGAUCCGUCCGUAACGAACUUUGCGAAGACGACCAAGACCAUCAACGAGUGCUUUCAUGCGUACGGCAUCCAUUCGGCAACACUCCAGCCGGAAACGUGUUCCAUGGCGGAGGUCAUCUGUACAGAGCAUGAAUCGGUGGAGACCGUGCAGGAGCUACGCAAGAGAUCGCUGGAGAAAUGCCAAAUGAUGUGCGGAACGUUGUGUGAGGAGUUGACAUGCUGUGGGUAG
Aspergillus oryzae RIB40 is the source of this 1332-nucleotide messenger RNA. RefSeq names its product putative di-, tri-valent inorganic cation transporter. The coding region runs from base 1 to 1332 and encodes 443 amino acids. NCBI's taxonomy places the organism in Eukaryota, Fungi, Ascomycota, Eurotiomycetes, Eurotiales, Aspergillaceae. The transcript has 9 exons. Gene Ontology annotation, biological process: intracellular zinc ion homeostasis; zinc ion transmembrane transport. Gene Ontology annotation, cellular component: membrane. The record is from RefSeq and is a predicted model, not a curated record. Gene Ontology annotation, molecular function: zinc ion transmembrane transporter activity.